Messenger RNA from Colletotrichum acutatum, 1569 nucleotides. RefSeq lists its product as uncharacterized. The coding region runs from base 1 to 1569 and encodes 522 amino acids. NCBI's taxonomy places the organism in Eukaryota, Fungi, Ascomycota, Sordariomycetes, Glomerellales, Glomerellaceae. The record is from RefSeq and is a predicted model, not a curated record. The transcript has 5 exons.
AUGGGCCCCAAAUCUGAUUUCAAGUUCAUCACCGUCGAUGCCACUGAAGGGAGUUUCCCGACUGCGAGCAAAUCCACUAGAAGUCAUGCUAUCCGAACUGCCAUCCAGAGAGGCCGUUCGGAGCUGGGAUCCUCGACGGCCUCAAUUUCACAAAACACCAUCAAGCAGAAGGCCCAGUUGAAGGGACGAUUCAGGUUGCCGGGAACAACGCUCAAGUCAACCAAACCCAAGAGUCCAAAGCAUCUGCAAGAACAAGAAAAAGAACAAGAAGAUUUUCCACCCGACAUUGCUGAGUUUCUGCACCAAGCAUCGCUGCCACCCUGGGUACAGAGACUGGGGAGCGAUAGCGCUGACCCCUUCAAUACGCUACCUAUUCCCAGUAGUCCUUGCGUGGACUCUCUGGUGAAAUAUUUCACCACCAGAUUCAACCUCAAUUCCACUACAAUCGAUACUCAGAGACCAUGGUUUCCCUAUGCUACGCAGAGCGCUCUCAUCAUGCGCGUUACGCUGGCCUUGGCAGCAGAGUUUUUGACCGCCACCAUGCCUCUUCUUGACUUCAAGCUCCAACGGGAAGGGUACAAGCAAAAGGGGGAGGCGAUGCGGAUGAUCAGAGAUCGUCUAGCUUCUCAAGAAUCUGCCCGUAGUGCAAGCAAUGACCUCUCUGUUCUUGCCGGCGUGGCCAUGUUGGGAAGCGUCGAAGCUUUUCAAGGUCACUUUUCGGCGGCAAACGUCCACUUGACGGGACUCCACGCCAUGAUAGAAGCUCGAGGGGGACCGGAGACGAUCAAACACGACUACAUCCUCUGCCGCUGCAUCAAUUGGAUCGACAUUCAAGUAGCCUCGGGUCUCGGAAGAGUGCCAAAGUUCCCCAUGUUCCACACUCUCGGGCAGGUGUCUCUUCCGCCGUCGGUCGUGAACCGCGCAAGGACGCCUUCCCUGCGACACCUGGAGAAGCUCGGCGGCCACAACCCCGACGAGAGCGACGAGCCGCUGAGGAUCUUUGUGGCGCUGAGGCAGGCGAUUCUCUCGCAGGCAGGCGGUGCCGUGUCCGUGUCCGCAGACGACAUCAGGAUCGUCAUGAACACGGCCGAUAGCACAAUUCUGCACUUUUUAUACGUGGAGCGCCGGACAGCUACGCCAGUGCAGAAACGGUUCCUAGUUCUGGUCUCUGCUGCCCACGUUUUUCUUUAUACCGUCUUGCGAGAGAUCCCGACGACGGGACACAUGGUACGGGUCCUCGUCAGGAGGAUGCGCGACGCCCUCGAUGACGCGGAUUCCAUUGCACUCAUCUGGGUGUCUCACGAUGCCGCCUUGUUGUGGGUUCUCUUUGUGGGCAUCGUCGGGUCCGGAACAACCGAGGACCGUGAGUGGUUCUCGUCGAGACUCAAUAGCUUGCUGGAACGAGCCAGGGGUAUUUUGCCGCCGGAACAAUGCAGGCGUGAGAAUCUGCAGCAACUCCUUUCCGGGUACCUCUGGCGGGAUAAGCAUUGCUUACCAGUCUUGGAUGAAGUGUGGGCAACGUGGGAGCGCGGCCAAGGCGGUACUGGUGGUGGUGUUGGUGUCAUGUAG